This is a messenger RNA of Drosophila persimilis, 4749 nucleotides long. Its product is annotated as Down syndrome cell adhesion molecule-like protein Dscam2. NCBI's taxonomy places the organism in Eukaryota, Metazoa, Arthropoda, Insecta, Diptera, Drosophilidae. The record is from RefSeq and is a predicted model, not a curated record. Bases 343 to 4749 code for a protein of 1468 amino acids. The transcript is spliced from 15 exons. Gene Ontology annotation, molecular function: protein binding.
AUUGUGUGGUAUGUGGAUGGGUUUCCUUUGCCUAACAAUGAUAGACUCAUGAUCGGUCAAUAUGUGACCAUGUUUGGGGAUGUCAUAUCUCACGUAAAUAUUACGGCAGUAAAGUCAGAAGACGGAGGAGAUUAUGAAUGUAGAGCUCUCUCAAAAGCUGGAGUGGCAUCGCACUCUGCUCGCCUUAACAUCUAUGGAAUGCCGUACAUACGUCAUAUGUCAAAGCUGUCGGCGGUGGCUGGUAAGGUUUUUACACUCAAGUGUCCUAUAGCUGGAUAUCCCAUCGACACAGUUAACAUUGAAAAAGACGGCGUUAGGUUACCCAUAAACAUAUGACAGCGUAUGCAAAACGGAACCUUAACUAUUGAAAACGUGCAACGCGGUGCAGAUCAGGGCACCUACACUUGCAUUGCUCGGAAUAAGCACAAUUACACUUCUCAGCGGUCAGUUGAAGUUCAAGUUUUAGUUCCGCCCAAGAUUACACCAUUCUCAUUCGCACGCGAUCUGAAUGUCGGCGACCGUACAAGCAUUCAGUGCGUUAUUGGCACCGGGGACCUGCCGCUUUCAUUCACGUGGCUAAAGGACGGGCAUCUUCUGCAAGCAACCGCCUCAUCCGAUGGUGUUAGCGGUGGGCUUAGUGGUACCGGUGGCGCUGCUGUUAUGAGUUCUGGCUUUGUAUCAACCUCAUCCAUCUCCUCCUCCUCACCGACUUUUCAUCAACAAUAUGAACACGUCGUUUCGAAUGAAAAUGGUCGUAGCGGUGGUGAAGGUAGUGGCCUAGUGACAAUUCGCCAGAAUGAUGAUUUCACCAGUGCCCUUAGCAUCACAAGUGUGACGUGGGCCCAAAGCGGCACGUACACAUGUCGCGUUCAAAAUGACGCCGCAACUGUAACGCACUCUGCACAGCUCAAAGUUAAUGUUCCUCCUCGUAUAUCACCUUUUGCUUUUGAGGAAGAAAUAACUGAAGGUAUGCGGACACAGAUUAUGUGCUCCAGUAGUCAAGGGGACCAACCGUUUAACAUCACAUGGCUAAGAAAUGAUGUGCCCAUCAUUAGUAAUACAGUAGCUGUCAAGAAAGAUGAGAACGUAAUUGAGCCUAAAGAUCAUACCACAGAUAAAAGGAAUACAUUUAUUUCUUCGGAUCCGUCACUAACCAUAAAUCAAUAUGCACAAUUUUCCAGCAUAUUAUCGAUACAUAACGUUUCUUCACGACACAACGGUAACUACACUUGUAAUGUAGCCAACCAUGCUGGUGCUGUACAAUUUACUGCUGUUCUCUCGGUAUCCGUACCUCCUAGAUGGGUCUUAAAACCUACUGACCAAGAUGCAAUACUUGGUAAUUUAGUAAUAAUGUCAUGUACUGCUGAUGGGUUUCCCGAGCCUACAGUUCAAUGGAAGCAAUCUAUCGGAGACUCUGGGGAGUAUCGCGAACUGAAUUAUGGAGUUAGCAAUGGAAACUCACACUCUGUUAUAGAGACUCACGCCAAUGGUUCGCUUAUUAUAUCAAAGGUCGGACGAGAGCACGAGGGCCACUAUUUAUGUCAGGCAAACAAUGGAAUUGGGGUUGGACUAAGUACUUUAAUAAAAUUGACCAUUCAUGUGGGUCCUUCGGUAACAGUUUCUAAAAAAAUGUUUACCAUACGACGCGGUGAACGUGUAACGAUAGCAUGUGAAGCAACUGGAGAUCGGCCGUUGGAAAUGUCUUGGAGAGCCAAAGCUAAUAAAAUUGAUCCUGCUUAUGAAAUACGAUAUCACAUCAAAAACUCGCCUUUAGCUUAUGGAGUUUUAUCUGAACUGACAAUAUUACACACAGCUCUUACUGAUAGAGGAGAAUAUUCAUGCAUUGCCAACAACGCAUACGGUCAUGAUAGAUCUGUCGUACAUUUGCAGGUCCAAGAACCUCCAACUUUUCCGGUCAACUUACACGUUAUGGAUUUGGGAAGCCGUUCUGUGACAUUGGCGUGGUCGCCAAAUGAUCAGGAUUCAGUAAUUUUAGGUGGCGGUGGAGGAAACAAUCGAGACUCUCAACCAAUAUCAAAUUACAUAUUACAAUAUAAGAAAUCAGGAGAUGUUUGGCAUGAACAAAAUAACCAAAAACUUAUACCUGGGGAUAGAACUACUGCACAAUUAGGAUCACUUAAGCCAGCACAGUCAUAUCACAUUCGCCUAUAUGCAGAAAAUCAUUUAGGUACCAGUGCUCCAAGUGAUGUUUUAUUCUUUCAAACGGACUCGGAAGUACCAUCUGCACCUCCCCAAGAUGUAACUGCAGAACCUUUGGGAGCGCAACAGCUAUUGAUAACUUGGCGGGCACCUGUGCGGGAUACCUGGAAUGGAGAGUUGUUAGGUUACACCAUUACAUAUCAAAAACAUAACUCCCCAAAUAGGGUAAAAAAUAAUACGAAAGUUAGUAGCUUAAGAACAGAAGGUAUAAAUGACUUCCGCUUAAUCGAAUUGGAAAAGUAUACGCAAUAUGCAAUCACUAUAUCAGCCUAUAAUGUGAAGGGUGAUGGGCCCCCAAGCGAAGUGGCAUUAGGUCAUACCUUAGAAGACGCCCCUUCGGCAAGCCCGCAAUCCGUAUCAUGUAUUGCUCUAACUGCACAAAAUAUUCAAAUAUCUUGGCAGUCGCCACCCAAGGAAUUAUGCCAUGGAAUUAUUCAAGGAUACAAGAUAUUCUAUGAACCAGUAUAUUUCGAAAACGAGUACAACGGACGAGAAACUAAGAUUACAUCAGCUCAGAGCACUGUACUUCAUGGCCUCCAUCCUUUUACAAAUUACAGCGUUCAGGUUUUGGCUUUUACUCGUGCUGGUGAAGGUAAUUUAAGUCCUGCUGUAUCGUGUACUACUGAGGAGGCAGUUCCUGAUGCACCAGAACGUGUAAAAUCGAUUGUGAGUACUGAAUCGUCAGUAAUUAUUAGCUGGCUUCCACCACGACGUCCUAAUGGGUUGAUAACUAAAUAUAAUGUAUUCAUAAGAGUACUUGAAAAGGGACAGGAAUUAAAAAUUCUAAAGGAAGUUCUUCCAGCUCAUAAUCGCCAUUUCGAAGCUAAAGACUUAAAUAUGAGAGAAGUAUAUGAGGCUUGGGUGACAGCAUCCACGAGAGUGGGCCAAGGUCCCAGCACACCAGUUAUUAAACUCGUACCCAAUACACUAGUACCAGCAGCUAUAAUUUCAUUUAGUCAGACACUGAGUGUUAGUUGGAGAGCCGAUAUUAAAUUGACAUGCGUUUUUGUUGGUAACCCAAAAGCGACGGCAGAGUGGAAGGUUUUAAACACUCGUUUAAAAAAACAUAUCCGCAUGGAAGUAAACAAUGACAAUACAUUGAGUCUCCGGAACAUUCAACGGCCCAACGAAGGAAAUUACUCCUGUGUUGUGAGAAACCCGAUUGGUUCUGACCAUAUUACAUAUCAGCUAUUUGUACAAGUGCCGCCUUCAGCUCCAAUAGUCUCCGUAAAUUCGGUUCACAAAAACUCAGUAUCUUUACAAUGGAGAGUAGAAGACAUUGGUGGUGCGCCGUUAAAAGGUUUCACAUUAACUUUCAGACGCGAGCCGGCCGAGUGGGAGGAACUACAAUUGGAUCGCCGUAUUAACUCCUAUGUAUUAGAGAACCUUCAAUGCGGAACUAGAUAUCAAUUCACAAUCAACACAUAUAAUACAAUUGGCACGAGUCCUUCUAGCGAAGUGGAAUCAGUAAAAACUAAAGGUGAUAAACCGUCUGCGCCGCCGACUCAGAGUUUUAUUCGUUUGAAUACAACAUCGAUUACAUUGGAUUUAUCUUCGUGGCAAGAUGGGGGGUGCCCCAUACUGUAUUUCAGUAUAGAAUUCAAGCUGCAUGAGUCUUCUACUGAAUGGAUAAUAGUUUCUAACAAAAUUGAAACAAAUGCAAGAUACAAUAUAGGUGACUUAGACCCCGGAACUGCAUAUAACUUACGAAUGACUGCCCACAACAAUGCCGGGUCCACUCACAAGGAGUUUUAUUUUAAAACAUUAGACUUUGUAGAGAUUAAAAAUGAAUUGGGUCGUGUAGAGCUGCCCAGCGUCCAGACAGUAUUCACCGAUGCUCAUCUUUUAGCUGUAAUUGUGUCAUCCAUUUUUGGAACUAUUCUCGCAUUGAUUGGAGCUUUAAUAUGCUUUAAAAAUUAUCCUCGCAAUGGAUUUGCUAGUAACGAGAUUUCACUGAGGUCCCCUAGAGGCACAGGAGGCAAGGUUGUUCAACCCCGAGAACACUUUUAUGGUACGGUACGAAAAUCUUGCCAACAAUCUCCCCCUGAAUCUGUUAUCGGACUCGAGCGCAUACCAGAAUACUCAGAAGAUAUAUACCCUUACGCAACAUUUCAUUUACCAGAGCAUGAAAACCAAUCGGGGAACAUCCCAAUAAGUCAUACAGGAAAAUCAGUGAAUUAUGACUCUCGAUUAGCAGUUGAUAGUACCUUAUGCAGCUCUGGGACAAAAGUUAAAAGAUCAGCUUCAACCAGUGUAAGCGGCACCAACACUAACGCAAACAUCGAAGGUUGUGAUGAAUAUAAGCACUUGAAUACUGAAAAGAGACAAAAGCGUCGUUCAAAUGUAAUAAAGUCUGAGUCAGAAGAGUAUGACAGUUUGAAUAGCGACAGUGAGCUAAGUGGCGAGCGCGUCAAAGAAGAUAGUCGAUGUUCUCGCGAAGCAUCAGGCGGUGAGGAUAGUGGAUUUACAGGUAAUAUAUUUUUACUAAUUACUAAUACUAAUAAACAAUACAUUCAAAUUUACAACUGA